GUACAGGUAAAAAACAGUAUCACUCGGAAGGGCGUUUAGUUUCAACCUUUCGGCUUAUCUUGACUCAGCUUUGCGAGGGCCUAGCAGAUACAGAACUUCAUAAAAGUUCUCGUAACGUAAUAUAAAACCAGGUAUUUUUUUUUUCCCAAAAAAAGGAAGGAAUAUUUUGGAAGCAUUGUUUGUGGAUAUGUUGACCUUCGUCUUUGUGUGCCUCUCUAUCUCAGUCACAGGCCUUCAUGCCGCUUUUACGGUUACUGUUAGUCCUGCAGCAAAAGUGAAAGAAAAUGACGGAGUUGACUUGAAAUGUUCCUACACUGCUGACUUUGGAUCAACACCCAGAAUAGAAUGGAAGUUUAAGGAUCUCAAGGGCUCUCAAACAUUAAUGUACUUUGAUAACAAACCAACUGGUAAAUAUGAAGGUCGUAUCACUGUGUAUGAUGGAGGACUGAGAUUUAACAAGUUGACACGAGCAGACACUGGAGACUAUGACUGUGAGGUGUCUGGCAAUAGUGGAUAUGGCGAGGGUAGCAUCAAAGUCACAGUCCUUGUGCCUCCUUCCAAGCCCGUAUCCAGAAUUCCUACAUCGGUGACAACAAGCAGUAACGUCCGCCUGACCUGUUUCGAUGCAGAUGGCUCUCCUCCAUCCACUUAUAAGUGGUACAAAGAUGGCACUCCCCUCCCUGAUGAUCCAAGCAAGUUCCCCAAUUUUAAGAACCUCACCUACAAGAUGAACGUUUUCAAUGGUAACCUGGAGUUCCCGAGUGUGUCCAAGCUGGAUACCGGUUCAUAUUUCUGUGAGGCCAGUAAUGGAGAAGGCGUCCCUCAGCGUGGAGAUGAAGUGCGCAUGGAAGUCCGUGAUCUAAAUGUUGGUGGCAUUGUUGCUGGAGUUAUUGUGGCUUUGCUGGCAGUGGCAUUGCUCCUCUUUGGUCUCUGGUAUGCCAGUAAAAAGGGAUAUCUGCCAGAAAAGAGAGUGAGCAAGCCGAAACAACAAGCUGUUUACACACAGCCUAGAAUGGAUGAUAUGGAUGAUGGGGAUGGAGAAUUCAGACAGAAAUCAUCUUUUGUUGUGUAGUCUGUGCUACUUUGGAUGAAACGUCAAGAUUCUGUGCCUAGAUCAAUUUUUUUUCUGUUUAAGUUCAUGCAAAUCAGGAUGAGUGUGUAUGUGAUGAGAUGUGCCUCCCUGUCCAGCUUACCACUCUAGUUGAUCAUAGACAUAUUCAAAAGCUAUAAAGCAACCAUUGUAAAUGUGUGAAAGUGCAGGUUUAGUUUUAGGAAUUUAAAUCCUGCGUCUGUGUUUUGUAGAAAUGAAUAGAAAUGUAAUUUAUUAAACUAUGAUUGAUCUAUGAGAGGAAAUAGAAUUUGCUCUGAUUAUAAGCAGUUGUUUAGUUAUGUAUGGACUGAGAUGUCCAGUGCUAUUUUUACAUGACUCUGCACUAUGAGAAACUUUUUUGGGAAGAGAAGGUACUUUGAAUGCUCUCCAUUCAGGAAAUAAUAUCCCCUCUGCUUUAUAUAAACAUUUGCUGUACAUUGUAGUCAUAGAUAUGUUGUUUGUUUACUUCACUGACAUUUUUAUGAUAGCGUACCUUGUGUGUGUUUUUAUGUGUUUUAUACUUCAUGAAAUGUAAAUAGAUCUUUCUGUCUUUUUAUUCGAUUUUUAAGGAUUUAAAAUCAUGCUUCAUUGAUUUAUUCAUCUGGGAACAAAUCACAAAACUUUUAUUUUUCCUUUUGUUUGAUUGAAAUUUUAAUGUGUUGAUCCCAUUCUUACAAUAAAUGAAAUUUACUGAAUAUGACUUAAGUAAUAUAAGAUAUUGACAUUCCUCUGGCUUUCUGUCUUUUAUGCAGAAAACCACUUGUAAGUGCUGUGGUUGCCUCAGCUCAACAAUAUGACUCUGAUUCUGGGAAAUAUCACUAUACUAUCACAUAGGAUGACAUUAGGAAUGAGUGUGUUUUUAUCGCAUUAUUUCUAAACGUACAAAAAAAAUUUUUGAGGUGAGGUGAUCUGAAUAUGUCCGCUAGGAGGCAGUGUAGGACAAUAACAAAUUUUGCACAACUUCGAACACUGUUGAAAUUGAUUGAAAUUGUUAUGGAUCUAUAACAUAAAAUAAAAUAAAUUGUUUUGAUUGUA
Labeo rohita (rohu) is the source of this 2125-nucleotide messenger RNA. It is a transcript of the gene f11r.1, whose product is annotated as F11 receptor, tandem duplicate 1. Gene Ontology annotation, cellular component: bicellular tight junction. Lineage: Eukaryota; Metazoa; Chordata; Actinopteri; Cypriniformes; Cyprinidae. The transcript has 10 exons. The coding region runs from base 188 to 1072 and encodes 294 amino acids. Gene Ontology annotation, biological process: intestinal absorption; cell adhesion; regulation of membrane permeability. The record is from RefSeq and is a predicted model, not a curated record.